This is a messenger RNA of Melozone crissalis (California towhee), 1325 nucleotides long. Its product is annotated as hydroxyacylglutathione hydrolase-like protein. The transcript has 8 exons. NCBI's taxonomy places the organism in Eukaryota, Metazoa, Chordata, Aves, Passeriformes, Passerellidae. The coding region runs from base 47 to 895 and encodes 282 amino acids. The record is from RefSeq and is a predicted model, not a curated record. Gene Ontology annotation, molecular function: hydroxyacylglutathione hydrolase activity.
GGGGUGGCGCUGGGGACGCGCCGGGGUCCCGCAGCCUCCCGGGGCCAUGAAGGUGAAGGUGAUCUCCGUGCUGGAGGACAACUACAUGUACCUGGUGAUCGAGGAGAGCACCCGGCACGCCCUGGCCGUGGACGCCGCGGUCCCCAAGCGGCUGCUGGAGAUCAUCAGGAAGGAGGACGUGGUGCUCAAGGCCAUCCUCACCACCCACCACCACUGGGACCACGCCAGGGGCAAUGAGGAGCUGGCCCAGCUGCUGCCAGGCCUGCAGGUGUUCGGGGCUGACGAGCGCAUCGGGGCCCUCACACACAGGGUCAGCCACGGCCAGGAGCUCUCGUUUGGGACCAUCAGAGUGAGGUGUCUCUUCACACCGUGCCACACCUCGGGCCACAUGUGCUACUUCAUGUGGGAGGACGAUUCCCCGGAUGCUCCAGCUCUUUUCUCAGGUGACACCUUGUUCGUGGGGGGCUGCGGGCAGUUCUUCGAGGGCACAGCGGAGCAGAUGCACACCAACCUCACCCAGAUCCUGGGCACCCUGCCCAAGGACACGAAAGUUUUCUGUGGCCACGAAUGCACCGUCAGAAACCUCAAAUUCGCCUUGAAGGUGGAGCCAGAGAAUGAGGUGGUGAAGGAGAAGCUGGCGUGGGCCAAGCAGAGGGAUGACGAGGACCUGCCCACGGUGCCCUCCACGCUGCAGGAGGAGUUCCUGUACAACCCCUUCCUGCGGGUCACGGAGGAGGCCGUGCAGAGGUUCACGGGCAGGACAGAGCCCGUGGAGGUGCUCAGGGCCCUGCGCUCCCACAGGGACACCUUCAAGAAGCCCAAGGAGAGGCCCAACCCCCAGGCCAUGCUGGCCUUCGACUGGGGGCUCUUCGGGCCCUUCCUGGAGAAGAAGUGACACCCCGAGGUGCCAGGGCGCCCCUGGCUGGGCACAGCUCAGGCUGGCUCCCAGCUGGGUUUUGGGGCUGCAUUUUGUCUUUAGGCCGCUUGUGUGAGGCUGCUCUGCUCUGCUCUGCUCUGCCCUGCUCCCCCCUGGCCCCUGGGGUGCCUGUGCAGCUCCUGGAUCCCUUUGGGGGGAUCCCAGGCUGUGGGACCCCCUUGGGGUGCUGGCAGAGGGUCAGGACGUGGCUUGGAGCAGGGGACAGUCCUGGAAGGAGCCAGGGAUGCUCAGGACUGUGGUGCUGUGCCCCAUGGAGCCCCUGCCUGCCCUGCAUCCCAGCCCAGGGCUUUGGGACUCCUGGAGCCCUCCUGCCCCUGCCUGUCCCUGGCCCAGUGUCCUGGCUGAUGGACACUUGGAUCCCCCCCAUGGGACACUGGGAAGUCGCUGG